AUGUACAAUGAAUUUAAACAAUAUGCUAUUGAAGAUACUAAAACUGAUCAACGAUAUGGUGUUGAAUGUCUAUUUCGAUUUUAUACAUAUGAUCUAGAAAAACAUUUUCGUCAACAUGUAUUUGAAGAUUUUCAACAAGAAACUCUUUGUGAUGAUGAAGCUGAUUUUCGUGUUGAUGGUGCAUCAUUUCCACAACAAUUUUUUCCAACAAAAUCAAAUUAUACAUUCGAAGCAAUUGCUGCUGCAGUAGCAAAGAACAGUGAUACAUCAAAUUCAUUAAAACCCAAUGGUGAACAAUAUCUGAACGGUGCUCAUAUUUUUUCAAGUGGAUUUCGAUUUAUAAGAAUUGGUAUUGGUUUAGCUAUUGUUGGUGGUGUGAUUAAUUCUAUGCUUUAUAAUGUUGAUGGUGGUCAUCGAGCUGCUAUUUUUGAUCGUUUUCAAGGUGUUAAACUAGAUGUUACUGAAGAAGGAACUCAUUUUGUGAUUUCAUGGCUUCAUAGACCAAUUAUAUUUGAUAUUCGUACACGAUCACGAUCUGUUCCAUCAAUAAUAGAAAUAAAAGAUUUACAAACAAUUAAUAUAACAUUACGUAUUCUUUAUCGACCAAGAGCUGAACUUUUACCAAAAAUUUUUUGCAAAUUUAGUGAAUUAUUAACAGAACGUGCUGCUCAAUUUGGUUUAUUACUUGAUGAUAUUUCAAUUACACAUUUAAGUUUUAGACCUGAGUUUACAAGUGCUGUUGAAUUAAAACAACGAUUUUUAGUCGAAAAAACGGAACAAAGUCGUCAAGCAAAUGUUAUUGCAGUAGAAGGUGAUACUCGUGCAGUUGAUUUGAUUAGCAAAGCUUUAGAUGAAGCUGUUGAUGGUUUGAUCGAACUUCGACGAAUUGAAACCGCUGAAGGUAUUGCAAAUCAAUUAUCAAAAUCAAGAAAUAUCGUCUGUUUACCACAUGGUCCUCAAAUGUUACUUAACAUUACUGGUGCUAUGCAAUAA
Messenger RNA from Rotaria sordida, 993 nucleotides. The record is from the annotation of a GenBank genome assembly. Lineage: Eukaryota; Metazoa; Rotifera; Eurotatoria; Philodinida; Philodinidae.